UUUUUUAAAUUCAUAUUUUUUUAAAGACAGCCUAUUUAUUUAUGAAAUCUAAAAACAAUAAAAUACAUGUGAAAGGUAUUUCCUACAUAAUGAGUUUAUCACCAAUAGUAGUGAAAUCUGUGUGCAGUAUAAUGCAGAAGUUAGAAUUGAUAUUUAAACAUUUGAAAAUUAGAGUAAUAUUAAUGAUUGUGUUUUAUGUUGGAUACAGUAGAGAAUUAAAAAUAAUAAUUCUUCCUUCAGACAAUCAACAUGAUACUGACAUCGAAAAAUAAUGGAGAGCCAAGUGCAGUGAAGGUCAGUCAGCGGGAUGAAAAAAACAGCUCAUCAGAAGACUGUUGCUUUCAGCAUGAAGCACCUGGUCCCUCAGACGAUGAUUUACGAAACACAGUUGAAGUACCUACCACAUCAAAAAGACACUGGUGUUCAAGUACAACCGACUAUGACUAUGACAAGUCAGUCACAACAAACAGUUCAACUGUGCUUACAUAAAGAGGUGCAGACAGACCCAGACCCCAUCUCUGAUCCAGAAAGGUGUGAUCCUGAUAUCGAUACGGAUAAGGAGUCAGAAAAUGAAAAUGACACCUCAGAGUGGAAUGAACCAGCAGUCAAGGAACACUGGAAUACUCUCACAAAUCAACUGGACAUAAAUCCCUUCCUCGAAAGGAAAUUUAUUGUCUACGAAAAGAAGUUGGAGGAGCUGCUGAGUGUCUGCAGGCAGUGCAGUAACCCCUCAACUAUCACACAAGUAAAGAAGAGUGUGGCACAGGAGUCAAAAUUAUAACCACAUGCCAAAACAGCUCCUGUGGCCAUCAUUAUUCCUGGACAUCACAGCCAUACUCUUUCAAGCUUCCCCUGGGCAACCUCGUCUUGGCAGCAGCAGCCUUUUUCACAGCCUGCUCACCAACACGGCUGAUUACUGCCUUU
Messenger RNA from Pomacea canaliculata, 924 nucleotides. RefSeq lists its product as uncharacterized. The coding region runs from base 308 to 781 and encodes 157 amino acids. The record is from RefSeq and is a predicted model, not a curated record. The transcript has 5 exons. Lineage: Eukaryota; Metazoa; Mollusca; Gastropoda; Architaenioglossa; Ampullariidae.